Messenger RNA from Canis lupus familiaris (dog), 5445 nucleotides. It is a transcript of the gene METTL13, whose product is annotated as eEF1A lysine and N-terminal methyltransferase. Lineage: Eukaryota; Metazoa; Chordata; Mammalia; Carnivora; Canidae. The transcript is spliced from 8 exons. The record is from RefSeq and is a predicted model, not a curated record. The coding region runs from base 204 to 2303 and encodes 699 amino acids.
GGAGCAGCGGGGGCCGGGGGUGGGCUCGGCGUCUCGUGUGUGGGCGGGCGCGGAAGCCUCGUCCCUCUGGGUUUGCAGCGGGGGAGAAGUGAGCGUGGGUGUUCGUGGCGGAGCGAGUCCCGCCGCAGCGUCGCCGCCGGCGCGUGUGGGAGCCCGUCCGAUGGUCCCUCCGCGGGCGAGUGGGACGGUCGGACGCCGGCAGCAUGAACCUCCUGCCCAAAAGCGCCAAGGACUUCGGCUCCGUUGACUACUGGGAGAAGUUCUUCCAGCAGCGAGGGAAGAAGGCUUUCGAGUGGUAUGGAAGCUACCUGGAGCUGUGCGGGGUGCUGCACAAGUACAUCAAGCCCCGGGAGAAGGUACUGGUGAUUGGGUGCGGUAACUCAGAGCUCAGUGAGCAGCUGUAUGAUGUGGGCUAUCAGGAUAUAGUGAACAUCGACAUCAGUGAGGUGGUCAUCAAGCAAAUGAAGGAGCGGAAUGCCAGCCGACGGCCCCAGAUGAGCUUCUUGAAGAUGGACAUGACACAGAUGGAGUUUCCUGAUGCUUCCUUCCAGGUGGUGUUGGAUAAGGGCACCCUGGACGCUGUCCUGACGGACGAGGAGGAGAAGACCCUGCAGCAAGUGGACAGGAUGCUGGCUGAGGUUGGCCGUGUCCUGCAGGUGGGCGGUCGCUACCUCUGCAUCUCCCUGGCUCAGGCUCACAUCCUGAAGAAAGCAGUGGGUCACUUCUCUCGGGAGGGGUGGAUGGUGAGGGUACACCAGGUGGCCAACAGCCAGGACCAGGUGCUGGAAGCAGAGCCUCGGUUCUCCCUACCUGUUUUUGCCUUCAUCAUGACCAAGUUCAGGCCAGUCCCUGGCUCUGCCCUUCAAAUCUUUGAGCUCUGUGCUCAGGAGCAGGGCAAGCCUGUGCGGCUGGAGAGUGCCGAGCGGCUGGCUGAGGCGGUGCGGGAGCGGCAGCAGUAUGCCUGGCUGUGCAGCCAGCUGUACCGCAAGGCCGGGCUGGGGAGUGUAUCUCUGGACUUGUGCGAUGGGGACACGGGGGAGCCACGCUACACCCUCCACGUGGUGGACAGCCCCACUGUGAAACCAUCGCGGGACAAUCAUUUUGCCAUUUUCAUCAUCCCCCAGGGUCGGGAGACCGAGUGGCUCUUUGGCAUGGAGGAGGGUCGGAAGCAGCUGGCGGCCACUGCAGGCUUCAGGAGGCUGAUCACAGUGGCCCUCCACCGAGGUCAGCAGUAUGAAGGCAUGGACAGCAUCCAGGCCGAGCUGUCAGCCAGAGUCAUGGAGUUGGCUCCUGCUGGGAUGCCCAGCCAGCAGCAGGUGCCCUUUCUGUCUGUGGGUGGGGACAUUGGGGUCCGGACUGUUCAGCACCAAAACUGCAGUCCCUUGAGUGGCAGCUACGUGGUCGAGGAUGUGCAGGGGGAUGACAAGCACUAUUUCCGGCGGCUGAUCUUCCUUAGCAACAGGAAUGUGGUGCAGUCAGAAGCAAGGUUGCUGAAGGAUGCGUCUCACAGAGCCCAGAAGAAACGGAAAAAGGACAGGAAAAAGCAGCGGCCUGCUAACACUCCCGAGGACCUCUCAGCUGCCCCAGGGCAGUCCAUUGACAAGAGUUACCUGUGCUGUGAACACCACAAAGCAAUGAUUGCCGGCCUUGCCCUGCUGAGAAACCCGGAGCUGCUCUUAGAGACCCCCCUGGCAAUGUUGGUGGUAGGCCUGGGUGGGGGCAGCCUCCCCCUGUUUGUCCACGAUCAUUUCCCGAAGUCCUGCAUUGAUGCUGUGGAGAUCGACCCCUCCAUGUUGGACGUGGCCACUCAGUGGUUUGGCUUCUCCCAGAGCGAGCGGAUGAAGGUCCAUAUUGCAGAUGGCCUGGACUAUAUUACCAGCCUGGCGGGACGAGAAGCACGGCCCCGCUACAAUGUCAUCAUGUUUGAUGUAGACAGUAAGGAUCCAACACUGGGCAUGAGUUGUCCACCACCAGCUUUUGUGGACCAGCCUUUCCUGCAGAAGGUCAAAAGCAUCUUGACUCCGGAAGGUGUUUUUAUCCUCAACCUCGUGUGCCGGGACUUGGGGCUGAAGGACUCAGUGCUGACCGGGCUCAAAGCAGUCUUCCCUCUCCUGUAUGUCCGGCGAAUUGAGGGUGAAGUAAACGAGAUCCUGUUCUGUCAGCUGCACCCAGAGCAGAAACUUGCCACAUCAGAGCUCUUGGAGAUGGCCCAGGCCUUGGAGCAGACCCUGAGGAAGCCUGCGAGGGGUUGGGAUGACACUUACAUACUGUCAGAUAUGCUCAAGACCGUGAAGAUUGUGUGACUGCUUGGCUGGGAAGUCUGUUCCGCUUCCUGCCCACACUGACCUUGGGCUCCUAGCCUUCCAGAGAUUGAAGAAUUAUAAUGCACAGUAUUUUUUAAGCCUCAUAUUUUUCUUGGUUUCAUACUCAGUUGCAUGCGACCUCCAGCUUAGUGAGGUUGCCUGAAGAUCCGGGGAAAUAAAAAAUGUCCUUCCCAUCCUGUCCUCUUUAGUACCACUUGGAUUGAUCCCCUCUGCUUCCUGUGCUGUGUCCUUGAGUAGGAUUCCCUGCUGGAGCCCCCAACAGAUGCUGAUGCCUUAAUGACUAUACACCAAGCUCCUUAGGAUGGAAGACAAUCAAAUUUGAUUGCUGGUUUGCUUUCACUUUAUCUUUCUACUGGUUCUGUGGGAAUGAUCUCAAGUGAGAUAGCAUAGUAUUCUGUGCCAGAAGACUAUAAAGAGAGUAGGAUUUCCAUAGAUGUGAGACAGAUUUGUGAGAACAUCUAAUCUACUCUGUCUCCCCCCAGAUGGAACUGCUGCUGACAUGAUCCCAAGUUUUAAGAAUCUAUUAACCCACUUUAACAACUUUCCUCAACUACCCCAACCUUGUAGCCUAAGCUCUUUGUUCUGUUCUUGUGGAAGGGAUGGAUGUAAGUGGCCCCAUUACUGCAUGUCAGAGACAGUCGACUAAAAUCUCCAGUAUCAGUUCACUCUCCUUCAUUGAGUGACAGCUAUAUGUGGGACCCAGUGUAAAGACUGCGGUGGAAGUAAAGAUGGUUAAGAAUGGCUAGAAAACAUGGAUUAGUAAUAAAAACGAACAUGUUCCAGUAACUUACUAAGUGACUCACAUACACUAUCUCAUUUAAUGAAAUAAACGAAAGUUAAAUUAAAACCACAUCUAACCCCAAGUCUCACUUGAGCCUCUCACAGCAGUCCUAUCUGUUUAUUGAAACUAAAACCAGCAGUUCAGAGAUUGGCUUGAAUUUCAUCUCCUCUAAUUAUGCCAAGGCUGACUUAAUGAGCAUCACCAUGGAAAAUAAACGUCGUCACCAUCUACCACCCCAAGUUACUUCACAGGUUCUUUCAAAUGGACUCUAACCUCCUGAGGUAUAGCAUAUUUCAAAGUUAGAGUGUCAUCUUUACAAAAUUGUAUUAGCUCAUUGAGGAGAAAGGAUGUAAGGACAGAGGGUUUUUGGAUUUUAUCCAUUGCAAAUACUUGGUAUUUCUUAGGGGAUGAUCUUUCCCUGGAGCCAUCAUGUAAAGGGAAGACUAUGUCUUGCAAUGCCCCUGUACCUCAAAGGGCUCUAGUUUGGGAAUCCUCUAUUUUCUAAUCUGUAAGUUCACUCAGUGUUAGGACAGGUGAUAAAGGAAUGGGGUCUGAGUCAGAGGAUCUACUCUGCCAUUCUGUUCUCACUCUCAAGCUGUGCUGACUUUGGAAUAGCACAUUUGGGUGGCACAGCAAGCUCAGGAUUUACCAGAAUGAAGAUGAGGUCUCCACAAUAUCUUGGGAAAGUCAUCCAGGGAAUUAAGCAGACUUCUUGGAAAGCCUUUGGAAGUGGGAAGAGGCUGUCAUGGGUGAUGAUAGUUGUCUUCAAAAUUUUGGAAGUCUGUGGGUAUGAAAGAAGAGUGAUGUUGAGUAUGUGUUCCUCCAGAGACUGAAGAAGGAUCAGUGGGCAAAAAUUAUAGUUGGGCAGCUUUCAGCUUCAUUUCCUACAGAGAGAUUUGUACCAAUGGAGACCACUUUGGUCAUGUACACGUGGUGACUCAAGGCUGUUUACUCAGACACUGGUCUUAAGCCCCCUUGGUGUGCUCCUGAAAUUGUGAGGAGAGGGUAUUCAUUAUUUGUGUGUAUUGCUAAAUGAUCACUGCAGUAAGCCUAGUUAACAUCUAAGAGCUGUUCACUUUUGCAUUGAUGACACGCAAAUUGGUCUUAAUGAGAAUUUUGCCUAACUUGAGGCAUUGGAAAUCUGGAGGAGGGGGAGGCCUGUGAACUCAAAUACCUUCCAGACUAGACCAGUAACGUAAAUAUAUGAAGUGAGCAGGCUAGGAUGAAGCCUGCAGCAAACCAGAGAAUAAGUGCUCUAUCAAAAGGCAGCCACUGUUCUCCCAACUGAGAGCUGUCCUGCAGGAAUGCUCUCCCAGCAAAGCUAGAUCUUUUAAGAAAAGCCAGACAACCUGAAUGUAUUUGUGUGUGUGACUAUUAAAUAAUGGCCAGUUAGAAAAUAUCUUCAAGCCAUAUUCAACCUAUGGGCAGGUAAUUUGCAUCUUCCACCAUGGGGGAAAGCCUACAGAGCAUGUGAGAAUCUGGCAUACACCCAGGCUCUGAGUGAACGUAAAACAAGGAGCAAGCUGAUAGCUACCAGUCCCAAAAGUCUUAAAGUCCCAUCCUGUUAAGUGACCUCCAUUUUCUGCAGUGGCUACUCUUGAGAUGGUCCCAGCAUCCUUGGCAUAAUGUACAGUUUCACUUCCCAGGACUCUCAGAGGCUGAGUGAUAAUAAAUCACCUGAUAACCCCUUCCUCCUGCAAGACAAGUUCUGCGACAAUGUAAAAUUGAUUAGGCUGGCUGUUGCCCCUUCUCUACCAUCCCUCGACACACUGGUUUUUCAGUGUGUGCCUCCAGUCUUCCAUCAGGGCUCAGCUUGCUAAUAGCCAUUUCUUGAGUCCAUUCCUAUGUGGUAAACCAGUAGUCUCAGCUUCCUAUUGGGGUCAUCUGAUAAUGGUAAUAAUGGUCCCCAAAUAUGUCCAUGUCCUAAUCUUGGUAAUAUGUGAAUAUGUUACAUUACGCUGCAUAGGGGAACUAAUGUAGCAAAUGGAUCUGAUAUUGUAAGUCACCUGACUUUAAGAUAGGAGAUUUUUCUUGAUUAUCUGGGUGGGCCCAACACGAUCACAAAGGUCUUGAACUGUGGGAAGGGGGCAGAAAAGUCAAUGUCCGAGUGAUGCAGUAUGAGGAAGAUUUGACUGAUGGUUUCUGGCUUUGAAGAAGGAGAGAGCUUGUUAGCCUCUAGAAGCUAGAGCCUCUAGAAGAGGUCAGAGGACGGAUUCUCCCCCAAGAACCUCCAAUAAGGAAUGCAGGUCUGCCAACAUCUUGAUUUUAGCCCUGUGCGACCUCUUUCGGACUUCUGCACUAUAGAGAUAUAAGAUAAUAAAUGUGUUUUGUUUUAAGCCA